Messenger RNA from Cyprinus carpio (common carp), 2164 nucleotides. RefSeq names its product R3H domain-containing protein 4-like. The record is from RefSeq and is a predicted model, not a curated record. Lineage: Eukaryota; Metazoa; Chordata; Actinopteri; Cypriniformes; Cyprinidae. Gene Ontology annotation, molecular function: nucleic acid binding.
UGGGUCUCCAAAGCCCCGCCCAUUUCUCUUAGCAUUAGCCAUUAGCCAUCGCGGCUUACGCCAGCUGAUCUGUCCUUUUCUCCUACCAAAUUUCUUUGUUUUUGUCACUGUCGUGCUUUUGUGAGAAGACUGUGAGAUGGUUUUGUUAAAUAGCGAUAGCGGUGAGGAACAGGAUUUAAUCCUAAAUGAGCCGCGCUGCUCAUCUCUACCCAGCUCUCCUGCUAAACGUGCUUCUCCAGCCAAAAAGAAGCAGUUCUUUAUUAACCAGGCCAUUCGUAACUCUGACCUCACUCCCAGAGCCAAGGGCAAGAAGAGUCUGAGACGACAGGAAAACACUCGUUUUCUUGACAAUCUUUUGGAACGGGACGAGUGCUCUAGAGAGGAUGGUGAAGGAUGUGAAACAGCCUUGCCCACCAUCUUCACUGAAGCCUGCACCAGUGGAAACUAUGUGGAGUACUGGAGUGAUUUUAUGAAUCGUUCUGGGGAGGAGCAAGAGCGACUGUUGGCUCUGCUGGAGGAGGAGGCCCGGAGGACCCACUCCAACAAGAGCCAUAAAGACCAAAGAGAAGUAAAUCCUGCCAUCAGUGCUCAGGAAUGUUUUCAGAGAAUUGAUCGGCGGCUGCGUGCCACGCUGAGACGCAGACAGAUUCCCAUGGGAGUGUUGGAGGGUCUGGAGUCCGAUCUGCUGGGAUUCUUCAUGGCAGAUCCGCACUCAAUUUACAUUACCAAACUCAGCAACAGUUAUGAGCGACUGCUGCUUCAUGCUAUCUGCCAGUACAUGGAUCUGACCUCUGCUAGCUCUGACUGUGAUGGUGCUCGACAGACUGAGGUGGUCAACAAACAGGAAGAGUUCCUCCCUCCACAGCCUCUGCUCUCUGCCUACCUGGAGCAGUUGAGCUGAACUGCUAUGAAUCCUGGCUACAAGCAGUACCAUUGAUGCUCAUCCAGCCUUCAAAAUAAAGCUUGGCCUUGACCUUGACCUGGCCAGUAUGAACUGUACACAUGGCAUUAUGUCACUGGACCUGGCCUGCAGGCCUUGGCCUUUAGGAUAGACUGUGCUCACUAGGUUAUUGUACUCAGUGUCACUAUCUCUUUCAUUCAGUUUUUAAAUGCAUUUUGGAGCAUGUAUUAGCAGAUGUUGUUACUACAGCUUAUAAGUCUUUAUACAUGAUUCUUUUUUCCAUGCUGCAGACAGAAUGUUUACAUUUACUGUCAUUGCAUCCUUGUAUACAAAUAGAAACAUAAUUGUGUGACCUCAAGAAGAGGUAGAAAAUGAUUUGAUAAUUGUUUUUGAUGUUCAUCUUAAGUUGAAAAUGAAUUGAAGUGAGUCUAGAAAUUCAUGUCCAUCUCUGAUGUUAUACAAGCCACGUAUAGUCAUUUCCAAAAACACAACUCAGGCUCCUACAAAAGGAUGACAUCAUAUAAAUCAGCACAUGUGUCGCAAAUAAUAUGAUGGUUAUGCAGUUCAUUUAUACCUGUGCGACCUGUUUGUUCUUACUGCACAACUUUUUACAUGCAGUUGAUUUGUGCAGACUGCUAAUUUACUUCAGCCGAUCCUGCCUGACAACUGAAGAGUGAUAGUAGACCUUUAUAUUCAGCAUUCUGUCACUUGAAUUUGAGCAGAACAGUACUUGUCUUGUUUGUUAAUCUUUCAUAAUUAGGUGUCACACAAGUCUUUUUUUCCCCAUUAAGGAUCUGCCAACAUGCACUUGCAACUAUGCCUUACCUGUAUACGCCAUAUUUGUCAGUUUUGCAUUUUUGUAUUUAUAUAUUGAGCCUUUACAUCAAGGUUAUUAUGGUUUACAUAGUGGAAAAAUCUUUUAAUGUUUUAUACCAUCAAGAGUCCUGAGUCACUUGAGCAGUUAUUGCAUUGGUGUUUGUAACCAAAGCUUGUGUGUGUGCUGAUUCUCAGGCAUUAACUAUCAUGAAUGUGGACUUUAAACAUUUGCAUUACAUUGCAUUAUAAAAUCACCUGAAAACCAAGUGUGUUGAACCAUUUUGAAAGGGUAGAGUGGUGCUUGGAAUAUUUAUACUUGUGUUAAAAUAUUUGAGUUAAAUGCUAUUUAUACCAUGGUGACAGGAUAUGAAUACAUACCAUAGAGUUCUUAAUUGUAUUUAGUUUUUGUCUGUGGUGAGAUAAUUAAAAUACCAAGUUUUUAACUGA